Molecule: messenger RNA, 297 nt
Organism: Porites lobata
Lineage: Eukaryota; Metazoa; Cnidaria; Anthozoa; Scleractinia; Poritidae
Source: the annotation of a GenBank genome assembly
GAUUAUUUCGACAAGAAGCCGGCCGCCUUGAAACGCGAUAUUCAAGACGAGUUGUGCAGUAAUACCGAUUCUGUAGCCAAAAAGCUCAAAGAAGAAUCCAAGAUCACGUUUCGAUGUGAAGUUAAUAAGAAACAGUUUCAAUUGAACUCCGAUCUUGCAGCGAAGGUGAAGUCAGCGUCAGUUGCUCUCGGGAAGAGAAAAUUAGACCUUGUUAAAACUCACCUGGAAGAACUAGACUCUGACAUCGAGAAGCGCAACAAACGUAUCAGACUGACAGAAAAGUCCGCCGCCGGUUAG